AUGGCGGCCGUAAGAUUCAACCAAGACUUGAUAAAAAUAGUCGAAAGUGCCGACAUUCCGAAGCCUAUGUGUGAUGAGUUCAAGAGGAUGAUUUCAGGAAUGAAUUUCAAAGCGUGUUUAGCCGAUUGUAUGCCCAAAUUCAAGUUGAACGUACGUCGGCAUUUACUUAAAUUCAACGACAACUCCAUAAACGAUGAAGAUACUCUUGACGACCUCAGAAUUCGUCGAAUGGCUGUAGCCAAGACCUUAUUUGGCAAACUUGGUUCGGAUACCAAUAUCGAGGCUCCCCUAUUCUGUACCUGGGGCUGCAACACAUUUAUUGGUAAAGACGUCUAUAUUAACAGGGAUGUCUCGAUUUUUGAUAGUGCACCCGUUCAAAUUGGCAACCGUGUUCUCAUUGGACCUGGUGUCUGUAUAUGCACUGAUACGCAUGAACUUGACGCUGUGUCGAGAAAACAAAGCCAGAUGGGGUCUUAUGCAAAACCAAUAGUUAUUGGCGACGAUUGCUGGAUUGGAGGAAGAGCAGUUAUACUUGCAGGGGUUACUAUUGGGAAUGGAUCGACGGUUGCAGCUGGGGCUGUUGUGGCCAAGGAUGUUGAAGCAAAUUGUCUUGUUGGUGGUGUACCUGCCAAGAUUAUCAGGAGGCUUGAUCACGGAGCUAUGUUGCCAAAGCAGUAA
Botrytis byssoidea is the source of this 678-nucleotide messenger RNA. RefSeq lists its product as uncharacterized. The record is from RefSeq and is a predicted model, not a curated record. The transcript has 4 exons. NCBI's taxonomy places the organism in Eukaryota, Fungi, Ascomycota, Leotiomycetes, Helotiales, Sclerotiniaceae. The coding region runs from base 1 to 678 and encodes 225 amino acids.